This is a messenger RNA of Paraglomus brasilianum, 178 nucleotides long. The record is from the annotation of a GenBank genome assembly. Lineage: Eukaryota; Fungi; Glomeromycota; Glomeromycetes; Paraglomerales; Paraglomeraceae.
UAAAAACGGAAACACCAUAAAAGUCGACAAUAUUGCUCGGGAGAUUAUAAAGCGGAAAAGAGAAAAUUCAACGAUCGUUGCUGAUAAAGACGUUGGAGAGACGAUAGUAGCCGCGGCCAAAAAGGGGACGACCAAGAAAGAGGCAAUGAACACUUCCUUGCUAGCACUAAAGAAAUAG